AUGGCGCAUCUUCCCAAACGUCUCACAGGAGACCAGGCUGCCAUCAACCAGUUCCUCGAUCAAUUCGACAUCUUCUUGUUUGACUGCGAUGGCGUCCUCUGGUCCGGGGACCAUCUAUUCCCUGGAACGGUCGAGACGCUGGAGCUGUUAAGAUCAAAAGAGACAGGGAAGAAGAUUGUCUUCGUCACGAAUAACUCGACCAAGUCUCGUGCUGACUAUCAGAAGAAGCUGACGGGUAUGGGGAUACCGAGCAAUGUUGACGAAAUAUUCGCAUCAGCAUACUCCUCGGCCAUUUACAUCUCGCGAAUCCUGAAGCUUCCAGCACCAAAGAACAAAGUAUUCGUACUCGGCGAAAGUGGUAUCGAGACUGAGCUCAAAUCCGAGGGGAUUGAAUUCAUUGGUGGAACGGACCCGGCUUAUCGACGGGAUAUCACACCUGAGGACUACGCAGGAAUUGCCGAUGGCUCACUCUUGGAUGAAAAUGUUGGGAUAGUCCUGGCUGGCUUGGACUACCACAUCAACUACCUGAAGCUCUCGCAUGCCUAUCAUUACCUUACCCGGGGAGCGAAAUUCCUGGCCACAAACACAGACAGCACGCUCCCAUCAAACCAUGCGUUCUUUCCCGGAGCAGGCUCGAUCUCGAUCCCUUUGGUAAAUAUGACAGGGCAGCAACCCAUCGUUCUGGGAAAGCCAAGCCAGGCAAUGAUGGAUUCGAUAGAGGGGAAAUUCCAAUUUGAUCGAAAGAAGGCCUGUAUGGUCGGUGAUCGAUUGAACACAGAUAUCCGAUUUGGUAUAGAAGGGAAGCUUGGCGGGACUUUGGCCGUCCUGACAGGUGUUAGUAAGAAGUCUGAAUGGGAGGCUGAAGGGGCCCCAAUUGUUCCAGCGUAUUACGUGGAUAAAUUGAGUGACUUGAUGGGCUGA
This is a messenger RNA of Amorphotheca resinae ATCC 22711, 921 nucleotides long. RefSeq lists its product as hypothetical. The transcript has 4 exons. Gene Ontology annotation, molecular function: alkaline phosphatase activity; phosphoglycolate phosphatase activity. NCBI's taxonomy places the organism in Eukaryota, Fungi, Ascomycota, Leotiomycetes, Helotiales, Amorphothecaceae. The record is from RefSeq and is a predicted model, not a curated record. The coding region runs from base 1 to 921 and encodes 306 amino acids.